GUCCCCGAGUGCGAGUGUCUGUUUUUUAUGAUUACGCUAUUGUAAAAAGUUGCCUUUGUUUCUGUUGUAAAUAUUGAAUGUCUUUCACAUGUUUUCUGAAAUUAAUUGACAUUUUAUGGAUAUUUAUCACUUUUCAUAUUUGCCUGCCACGCCGUCUGUCGCCCUUGCAAUUCGCUUCACCAUUCGCCGCAGCGUGUGGCUUGAUCAGUACAUUUCGAUACAUUUAUCUAGUCGCUAGACGUUGCACCGAUCGUACGGCGCAAAUAUUCGCUAUACGAUUGUCCAGCGGCCAGGCCGUAAUGCUAUAGAUACCAUUUCGAGCGCUUUUGGCCUGAAGUGUUGGGAAUACCUCGCCCUAAAGCUCUAAUACGUCAGAACAGGCUUUAUAGAAGGUCGUGUACAGAUCUCAGCAAAAGUCAAACAUCAAAGAUGUUGUUACAAUUGUGUCUAGUUAGUAUGUUGGUCUGUUCAAGUGGUUUCAAGGUGCUGGUGAUGAAUACGACCCCCGGCAGGAGUCAUGCGAUACUGAUGGAUGCAGUGGUCCGACAUCUGUCGCAGGCAGGGCAUCAGAUUACUUACAUUACUGGAUGCCCGGAAACAAUAAGCCAACAGAACGUCAGCAUUAUCGAUAUAAGUGAAAACAAUAAGUUUAUAUCUGGAAAUGUUUUAAACAUAAGAGCAAUACUGGACAAGAAGAUCGAUAUGACGAACUUAAAGUUUCUCCUAGAUCUGUUAUUGGAGGUUGCGAGAACUGCCAUAUCAAACUCAGCAGUCCAGAAGCUUCUCAGUGAUACCAACCAACACUUUGACGUGAUAAUUGCGGAGUGGAUGUAUACCGAACUGCCAGCCGGUAUAUCUGCAAUAUACGGCUGCCCGAUGGUCUGGUUGUCGUCGGUGCACCCUCACUGGAUGAUCCUCAAGCUGAUAGACGAGGCACCGAACCCAGCGUACAACGCUGACGCCAUCUCGAGGAACGUAAUACCAUUUAAGUUUUAUGAGCGCCUCGUAGAGCUGUGCUAUCAGGGAUAUGCUCUGCUUCUACAAAAAUUAUAUUAUUAUGCCAAGGAAGAGCAGUACUACAAAGAUCUUCUUGUUCCAUUUAUUAGCAAAAGAAACAGGAUUGCACCAUCAAUUAAUGAUAUAAGGUAUAACGCUUCCCUGAUUCUGGGGAAUUCACACGUGACCAUGGAAAAUCCGAUGAGGCUUCCACAGAAUUAUAAGCAUAUCGGCGGAUUUCACAUUGAUGGUCGUGUUAAAGAUCUGCCAGAGAACAUAAAAUCAAUAAUGGAUAACUCACGACAUGGUGUGAUCUACUUCAGUCUCGGUUCCAACUUGAAAAGUAAAGAACUGCCUGCGGAGAUCAAAGAUGGAUUGUUGAGAGUUUUUGGUGGAUUGAAAGAGACUGUUCUAUGGAAAUAUGAAGAUGAUUUAUUAAAUCGACCUGAUAAUGUUCAUGUUCUACAAUGGGCGCCACAGAAUAGCAUAUUAGCUCAUCCAAAAUGCAUUCUCUUCAUCACGCACGGCGGUCUCCUAUCGACCACAGAAGCUAUCCAUUUCGGGGUACCAAUUAUUGGUAUCCCCGUAUUUGCUGACCAGUUUAUAAACGUUAAAAAGGCAGUAAAAGGGGGCUUCGCUAUUCUAGUUGAUAUGUCUUACACUAUGGUAUCUGAACUGGAGAAAGCUAUUCAAGAAAUGAUUAGUAAUUCAACAUACAUGGAAAAAGUGAAGGAGUUGUCGGUGAUAUACCACGACAGACUGGUACCUCCUGGAGCAGAGCUGGUGCACUGGGUGGAGCAUGUGGUGAAGACUCGGGGAGCUCAUCAUCUGCGAUCACCAGCUCUUCAUCUGCCGCUCUACCAGAAGCUGUAUCUUGAUCUAUUAGCUGUGAUUUUUGUCUUGUUUAUAUUAUCUUUGUAUGUUAUUAGAUGUAUUUAUUUAGUAGGUUUGUAUUUUCUUCAUAAAAAACAUGACGAUUUUAAUAUAAAACUAAAAUCAAUGUAAUGUUAGACUGUGACAGCUCCCAAUAUUUACGUAGAAAGGGUAUUGAAAUAGCCGUCAUCUAUUUUAGUAUAUAUUUUUAAUUAUAGGAUCGGUCAGUAUUGGCAAGUCUGCAACUAUAAGACAUACAAAGAUCUGCCGGUCUACCAUGAACUCUUAUUGCGAUUCAAUUGACGACCUAAAAUGAACUGCUUUGCUAUUUCAUACCACGGCGUCAUUAGAGCUAUCCAAUUUAGGUUGACGUCAAUUCAAGUCUGAAAUUGAAUCGCAAACCGUUUAGAUCGUUCAUUCAUUCGUACCAUGAGGUAAUAUUUCAACCUAAACUGGAUGUAUGGCUUAUGUGUCAAAGUGAGCGAUUCAAAAAAAGUUACUGUUUCUUAGCGGAAAGUGAAUUGUUUGUUAAUAACAUUUGAAAAAUAGUGAAAAUAUACAAAAAAGGAAAAUGGAAUUUAUAAUGUCUCGUGUUAGGAGCAAGAAAUGAAACCACCAGUUAUUUUAACAAUCAAUCACAUUAUGUAAUAUCUGACAAUUCACGUCAAACCCGAGACAAUAUUUCUGGGUGUCUACACUACAGAAUUAAUGAAAGAUGAGAUGAGAAUACAUUAUUAGACUUUUUUUGUAAAACAAAAUACUGAAAAUGAAAAUACUAAAGACGAGGCAGUAAGGCCACUGGAUAUAGCCUGUUCGCAAUAAUGAAUUAAGAAAGUAAAAAGCCACUAAAAACAUAUCAUUAUAGGUUUCGAAACGCAACGCAUAUGGUUCGAGUAAGAGGCACAGACUGAUGCAACAACUGUAGAGCGUCAUCUCUUUCUCGCACCGCGGACCACAGACAAAUUUAUUUCGUUCAUUCUUCCAUAAGCGAUUUAAUAGCCAUUCAGUUAUAGGCACUUCAUUGUAGGAUCUUAGCGAUUCAAUUUAGGUGCUACUUAAGCUGAACUGCAUCGGAAAACAAUCGCUAAAUAAAAGUUGAUGGUAGGCCUUCAGUUCUUACGAAACAUGUCAUCGAUUUCAGUAACAAGAAUAAAGGAGAUAAAACUCGAACCCAGAAUUUUUGAAAAAUAAAACGUAGGUUUAUUAUAUUUAUUUGAGUAUAUAUCAGUAAAUUAAUAAAACACAAAAUAGUUACUGAUAUGUGAUCCCAGUGUCUUCCUUAUUCUUGUUAUAUUAUUUUUACAAAGUUUUACCACGCAACCCAGCAUUCAAGUUUCAAUUAUUAGCAAAUUUAACAGAAAUUGUGGCACGUCAACGUCAAAAAUUGUUCGAGACUGGCUCGAGUACGCCCACUUGGGCGUAGUAUUUGUUGCCGCACUUUGCGACUACGCCUGCGGUAUCUAGUUGGAGCGCAGCGGAGACCAAUCCUUAAUCUAAGGGGACUGACUUAUUAUUGCAUUUCCUUCGGUCCGGUUGAGUGUGCAAAAUUCCAAAUUAAUAUAUCGACGUUUUGAAGGGGUUGGAAAUAUACAAAGAAUCCUUGAUGAUUGUGUGAAGUUUCAAUUCAAUCCAACGUUUCAAAGUGGGUGAAAAUCACACUCAAUUAAACUAAGCACUCAAGUAAUUAAGUGCUAACGCGUCUAUUGCGGUACUCAUAUACAAAGGGCGUAGUCCUCAUGGAAGUCAGCCCUUGUCCAUCCGAUCCAAAAAAAAGGAGACAGUUCGGAUCCAGCAAACUACAGGCCUAUAGCUAUUACCUCCCUGCUCUCCAAAUUCAUGGAGAGCAUAAUUAACCGCCAGCUCUUGGUAUACCUAGAGGGUCACCAGUUGAUCAACGACCGGCAGUGCGGCCAUGGUCGGUCGGCAGGUGAUCUUCUGGUAUACCUAACACAUAGAUGGGCGGCGGCUAUUGAAAGCAAGGGGGAAGGCCUGGCAGUUAGCCUGGAUAUAGCGAAGUCCUUUGAUCGUAUAUGGCACAAGGUGCUCCACUCAAAACUUCCAUCAUUUGGGCUUCCCGAGAGCUUAUGCAAGCGGACCUCCAAUUUCCUCACUGGGCGCAGAAUACAGGUCGUUGUCGACGGUUAUUGCUCGAACCCGAAGCCCGUGAACGCUGGAGUACUCCAAGGCUCUGUGCUAUCACCCACACUGUUUCUGCUGCAUAUCAAUGAUAUGUUGGACACCUCCAACAUACAUUGCUAAGCAGACGACAGCACGGGCGAUGCCGUAUACACGGGCCAUGCAGGUCUCUCUAGGGAAAUCGUCGACCAGUGCCGGGAGAAACUUGUGUCUUCUAUCGAGUCCUCUCUUGAGAAGGUCGCGGAAUGAGGAAAAUUGAACCUUGUUCAAUUUAACCCCCAGAAGACUCAAGUUUGCGCGUUUACCACAAAAAAACCCCAUUUGUCGUAUCACCGCUCUUCGAUAACACUUCCCUUAAAGCCUCGCCUAGUAUCGGAAUUCUGAGUCUUGAUAUCUCGAGCGAUUGCCAAUUCCCCGGCCAUCUGGGGAGCAAAGCCAAAUUGGCUUCGACGAAGCUGGGCGUCAUUAAUAGAGCUCGGCAAUACUUCAAGCCGGCCCACAUUCUAGCGCUCUACAAAGCGCAGGUCCGGACACACAUGGAGUAUUGCUGUCAUCUCUGGUCUGGCGCACUUCAGUAUCAGCUCGAUCCAUUUGACCUCGUGCAACGUAGAGCAGCUUGAAUUGUAAGGGACCCAGUGCUCUGUGAACGGCUGGAUCACUUGGCGUUGCGUAGAGACAUCGCUUCUUCUUGUGUGUCAUCUACCUCAUGUAUCAUGGGGAGUGUUUCAAAGACUUGUUUCACCUGAUUCCUGCCGCCGAAUUCCACCUUCGCACGACACGCCACAAGUUAGGAUUUCAUCCUCACCAUUUGGAUGUGUGGCGGUCCUCCACAGUGCGGUUUUCAAGGAGCUUCCUUUCACGCUCCUUCCACGUUCUUCAAAGCUGUGGAAUAAACUUCCUUGUGCAGUGUUUCCGCGACGAUACGACACGGGACCUUCAAAAAACCGCGUACACCUUCCUUAAAGGUCGGCAACGCCCCUGUGAUUCCUCUGGUGUUGCAAGGGAAUGUGGGCGGCGGCAAUCACUUAACACCAGGUGACUCGUACGCUCGUUUGUCCUCCUUUUCCAUAAAAAAACUCAAGAAUUCCGUUACGUGCAUACAUACAUACCAAGCUAUUUAAUAGAAGAAUUUGAAGAAAGUUUGUGUUUAUAGCUAACAAACUUUGUGUUACAAACGUUACUUACUGUCAAAAUGUGUCUUAAUUGGGACGCUUUUGAGUCCCGCAAUCCUUGCGCUAAUUUUAAUAUAAAAUAUCAUUAGAUGCAAUGCAUUUACAUAUUAAUUUAUUAAUGGGAUUUCUUAGAUAGUAACUAGGUUACUGUAUAAUUUUGAAGAAUAUAAUACGUAGGUAAUAUAAUGUGGCGUUAAAUAUUUAUUGUAUCCUAUGACUUAUUGCUAUACUCAUUAAGUGCUCAAUGUGUCCGCAAAUAAAGCAUGAAUUUGA
Messenger RNA from Leptidea sinapis, 5450 nucleotides. RefSeq names its product UDP-glucosyltransferase 2-like. Gene Ontology annotation, molecular function: UDP-glycosyltransferase activity. The coding region runs from base 430 to 2001 and encodes 523 amino acids. NCBI's taxonomy places the organism in Eukaryota, Metazoa, Arthropoda, Insecta, Lepidoptera, Pieridae. The record is from RefSeq and is a predicted model, not a curated record. The transcript has 10 exons.